Molecule: messenger RNA, 1445 nt
Organism: Cyprinodon variegatus (sheepshead minnow)
Lineage: Eukaryota; Metazoa; Chordata; Actinopteri; Cyprinodontiformes; Cyprinodontidae
Gene: ubl7
Product: ubiquitin like 7
Exons: 11
Coding region: 41-1180 (379 amino acids)
Biological process (GO): ubiquitin-dependent protein catabolic process
Cellular component (GO): cytosol
Molecular function (GO): polyubiquitin modification-dependent protein binding
Source: RefSeq, a predicted model, not a curated record
CCAGGAAGUAAGAGUCUGUCAACAUAAAACGCUGCAAGGGAUGACUUCUUCAGAAUGGCACCUUUCGUUAAAGCUGGUGGAUCAGCCCAAAUCCACCUUCCACUUCCCAGAGAUGAUGCCUGGGGACGUCCCACCAGGAGGAUACAGAGUGGCCACGUUAAAGCAGCUUGUUGCAGCUCAGCUUCCAGAACAAAUCCCAGAUCCUGAGCUAAUAGAGCUGGUUCACUGUGGGCGUAGGCUGAAAGAUGACCUCACAUUGGAUGCCUGUGGAGUUCAGCCAGGUUCCACUUUACAUAUUCUCAAGAAGACAUGGCCUGAACCAGAGGGUAAUCCAGAGCCUGUGAACAGAGCCACAGCAGCCAGAGAGUUCAGGGUGUUUAAUGCGGCUCUUCAUUCACUCAACUCAGCGUAUAGAGACUCAGUUUAUAAAAUGCUGACAAACAAAGAAUCCCUGGAUCAGAUUAUUGUAGCGACUCCUGGGCUCAAAUCGGAUCCGGUGGCUCUUGGAGUGCUUCAAGAUAAAGAUCUCUUUGUGCAGUUCACAGACCCCAACAUGCUGGAUGUAUUAAUCAGUUCACAUCCGGCUCUUGUCAACGCCAUCAUCCUAGUCCUGCACUCAGUGGCAGGCAGCAUGCCCGCCCAGUCCAGCGCCAGCUCCUCCCGUAACGUUUCCGCCAGUUCUUACAGUGAUAUGCCAGGAGGCUUCAUGUUUGAAGGCAUGUCUGAUGAUGAGGAUGAUUUCCAGUCUGGGAGUCCAGCUGGUCCCUCCAGUCGAGGAGGGCUCCCGGCAGGAAUGCGACCCGUCUCUCUGGGCCACAGCGGAGCGACGGGACCUCGGCCUAUAACGCAAAGCGAGCUGGCAACUGCUCUGGCCUUGGCCAGCACACCAGACAGUAGCGCUGUUACUCCAACAACUGCAAGUCAGAUGGACCCCUCCAGUGGCGGAGCCCCAAUGCCAGCUGGCACACCAGUCAGUAAUGAUCUCUUCAGCCAGGCUCUACAACAAGCCCUGCAAGCCACCAAUAUGUCCUCUCUGCAGGGGCGUUGGCAGUCCCAGCUGCAGCAGCUCAGGGACAUGGGGAUCCAGGAUGAGGAGUUGAUGCUGAGGGCGCUGCAGGCCACAGAUGGGGACAUCCAGGCUGCCCUGGAGCUCAUAUUUGCUGGAGGCCCUGGACUCUAAGCCUGCUCUCCCAUGGACAAACCCCCCUCGGUGGAGGAGAGAGCGGGAAAACAUCUGGCUCACCUGACUGCCAACAAAUGAUGAGGACAUUUAUGACCUACACUGUCUGGUUGUUGUUGCUGCUGCUGCACCAUUCAGUUUUAAUUAACGGCUGGAACUGUUGAAAUUUACCUCCGGGGGGGAGGGGCUAAUCUUAUGUUGCUCUUGAUUUGUUUCAUUAUUGCUAUAAAUACGGACAAGUCAGAAUAAACCUGUUUUAAAGAAA